Darwinula stevensoni is the source of this 5246-nucleotide messenger RNA. The record is from the annotation of a GenBank genome assembly. Lineage: Eukaryota; Metazoa; Arthropoda; Ostracoda; Podocopida; Darwinulidae.
AAAACUAUUCAAACUGCAGAUUGGCCUUGAGUGAGCAGGCCAUGAAUGACUUGGGAAUCCCCAUAAUAGGUUUGAAUCCCCCUACGAGCGGAAGCGGAGGAGAAGCAUGGACCAUCUUGGAUGGGAGCAUUGCCCAGAUUCAGGACAUACAAGAGAGCAUCCAACAGAUGAGAGACAUUUCAUCGGUGUCCACGAUGUUGCAGGUCCAUGGUGGCAUGAAGGGAACCCGAUUCUGUGCCUCUUGUCCAUCCUUGAGUGAGGGGAAAGACUCACCACAUCCUGUGGAGGAUCACUUUCAAAAUUACCUGGAGUCUGAGGCGAGCAUCCAGCGAAGGAGGAGUCACUCAGAGACAAGAGGAAAGCCACGAGAUGAACCCAGUCUCAGCAGCGUGGAGUCGGAGGAGGACGAGGAGGAGGGGGAAGAAGAGGGGACCCGGUCGCAGGACGUUCCUGAUGGGUGCAUUCCACCCCUCAAGGCUUUCAUUUCAUCUUCCUCUUCUCGAGCAGGAACUGAUUUGCAUAGAAGAGAGCUCCAUAAGUCACAUUCCACUCCUUCUAUUGUGAACGAAGAAGAGGAGCCCACAGAGGGCAGACGAGUGGGACAGCCAUCUCCACGCUUCACUAGUGGGACUGAGAGUGAGGACGAGCUUGAUGUCCAGCUAAGGAGUCAGCCUGUCGGUCGCAUUCCAGAGCAUGCCUAUCAGUUUUCUAGAGCUCCCAUCUACCGUGACGAAAUUGUUCCAGAUGGAUUUAUGGCGAUCGGAGUCCCGCAUCUGGAUGACAGCAAGAGGCGCAAACGGAGCAGCAUCUUUUUCAAGAAGAAAAAGGAGAAGAGUCGGCGAUUGUGCCACACCAUGGUACCCUUUUCUGGUGGCCGUCCUGGGAACUGUGAUAUGUGCAAACUGCCCCUUUUCACUCAGCGUUCUGUCUCAUGUCAGAAUUGCGGGGUGUAUCAACAUGAGGCUUGUGUGGAUCCCACUGCUGAAUGUCCUCGCAUGCGCCUUGUCAAGAUGACAGGAGGGAAAUCUUCAGGGAGGCUGAGCUCCCACAGUACAAGUAGUCUGAGUCUCCUGAGCCGGAAGAGCCCCACGUCCAUCUCUCCAACCGGGUCUCUCCACCGGGAUCAUCUCCAUUCUCCAAGUCUACAGCUCGCUGAUCUGCAGCUGGAGCUACCUGACAUUCAUGCAGACGAAGAAUUGAAGCCAGGUAUACACAGGUCACUAGAAAAUCUAGUAAAGUUCUGGGGUGAGCUGGUGCCUUCUGCCAUGUACCCACAGCUAAAGGAGUUGGCCAUCAUGGUUCUCUCACUAUUGUUGGGUCCACCUACAUAUGUGAAAGUGCAUUUUCAACUUCUGAAGAACCGGCGACUCAUGGAUGAUCGAGAAGCUGAUUUUCUGACUGAAGACAUUGGUGGUGCCUUGAAGAGUUACUUGGACUCAUUGACUGAUGGUGCUUUGGAAGCAGCCAUUGCAAACGAAGAUCCCACCUUGGGUCUCCUUGCAGAGGAACCUGAAGCAUGGUCUCGCACAGUUGACAAAAAGCUCAUCCUCAAAGGCCUGAGUGAUGGAGAGAUCAAGCGACAGGAGCACAUCUAUGAGUUCCUUAUCACCGAAAAGCAUCACUGUGAGACCCUGCAGCUUAUGCACAAGUUGUUUUCCCAUGGGAUGCAAGAAGGUCUGCGCUGUGGGUCUGAUAUCAUCCACCGCCUCUUCCCCUGCCUGGAGGAGCUCAUUGAAUGGCAUGCUGGGUUCCUGAGGCGACUCCGUGCCCGGCAGAAGGAAGCUCCCAUCGUCCCCACCAUUGGGGAUAUCCUGGUGGAGCGUUUCUCCUCUCCAUUUGGGAAGCAGCUCCAGACGUUUUAUGGGAAUUUCUGCAGUCAGCACCAAGAUGCUGUCUCAAUAUACAAGCAGAUUCUCAAGAGCGAUAGGAGGUUUGGACUGCUGGUGAAGAGAUGGAGUGAGCAUCCCCUGUGCAAGAAGAAGGGAAUCCCCGAGUGCAUCCUGUUUGUGACGCAGAGAAUCACCAAGUAUCCCCUGCUUAUUGAGCCACUGAUCAAGACGUCCAAGUUUGCCCCUUCCAGUGUUCCACAGGAGCAGGACUCUCUCUACCGUUCCCUGGCCAUGGUCAAGGAUAUUCUGGUGCGAGUAAAUGGACAGGUUGCAGAACGCGAACGGGCCUCUCGUCUUCGUGAAAUCUACGACCACAUUGACUCGAAGUCCUUCACAUUCUACAAUGGCCAUAAGUUCAGAAAGUCUGAACUCUAUGCAAGAAAUCGCAAGCUCAAGUUCGAAGGAAUUGGAACGUUGGUGCCACGAAGCGGAAAGGUGACUGACAUCACCGUGAUUGUUCUCUCGGAUGUUCUCAUCUUCCUUCAAGAGGCCAGCAAUGGGAAACUCCAUUUUUACUCCCAGGACAACCGGAGAGGAGUGAUGACUUUGCAUAAGAUGCUGGUGAGAGAGAAAGCCGGUCAAGACAAUUCCCUGUAUCUCAUUGCCUCAAACCCUCCCGAAGUGCCUGAGAUGGUGGAGAUCAUUUGCCAGACUCCCAAAGACAGAAAGCUCUGGAUCAAUUCCAUUCGGGAAACAAUUGAGGAAUAUGGUGGAGACGAAGAUGAUGGGCGGAUGGAAAGCGGAGAAGAGGAAGAGGAGGAGGAAGCCCUUCAUCGGAGGCAUGACAUGCUCUUUGGUAUGGCACGCGAAUGUGACUAUGAGCUGGCCCAUCUUCUGGAAGAGAAGAUGGCUCUCCUGUAUGAAGCAUUUGACAUCCACGAGAGUCCUGGUGAUUAUGUGGCUCUCAUGAACUCCCUUUCCUCAACCGAUGUGGAUCCUGCUGCUCUCCGCCACCUGCUCUUCUCCACUGUCCACGAAUGCGUGGAGAUCCUGAAAGGACUUCGAGAUACAGGAUCACUGAGCAGCCUCAACCGGAGUGCAAGUUCAGUGGGAGAGAGGAAAAGCUCUCUUUAUGUGACUCCUGUCCUGCCAAAACGUGCAGAAACCUUUGGAGAGAUUAAGAAGCGUGUAGAUAGUGCAGGUCUUCUUUAUGGUAUCAAGGAAGGGGAUGGAGGAGAUGGGAACAGCAAGGCCUUGAAACUUGUUGGGAAGCUGUCUACCCUUCGUUGUCUCAUGGAAGCCCAAGUCACCUCCAUUGAAUGCCUGAGGACCGAAUUGAUGGGUGCAUGCACCCGCCUGUCGAAGGUCCAUUCUGACUUUGGAAAGGGCAACAAGAGCCUGUUUCAACACAGUCAGAGAUUGGAAGAGCUGCGCAACCUCCAGGAUCGCCUUGGUCGGGAGCGGAAGGAGUGGGAAGCCGAGAAGAAAGCCAAAGAGCAGGAGAUUGAAGAGAAGGAAAAGCAGCUUCAGGCCCUUCAGGAAGAACUGAAGAAGGAGCAAGAAGAUGUCAUAAACCAGAGGGAACUCCUCUUUCGAAGGGUUGAAGCAUUGAAGGCACAAGGCAUUGUGCUUUCAUCCAAUUUCCAGAUCGUCCCAUCGCCAAUCAGUGGAGUUGUGCCCCAUUUAGAUGGUCACGACUCGGGUCCUGUGUCCAGCCCGGUGUCUCCCAGUAUAAAGAAGAAAUUCAGCAAUCCAGGCAUAAGUGGGAGUGUUAGCACUUCUUCGCUCCCUCAGCAUCUCAUCAGUGCUACUAACCAAAAGAAGGUUGCAGAAUCCACCAUCAAGCAGCAGCUGCCUUUGAAGCUCUCCAGCACGUUUGGAUCGUCGACUCCUGGCUCGAGUCCGAGUCAGACUCAGAGUAUGACCAGUUUGAAUCCAAGUGCUCCUGGAGUGCAACAGAUGCUUCCCUUCAAGCUGAGAGAAGACCCUCGAGCACCUGCCAAUGUGGGUAGGAACGCGUUUGCAUAUCAGCGGAUGAACAACCCGGUUCACAUGCGGUCGGGGAGCACCCCUGCAUCCGAGAUGGGUACUCCUCCUCCCCCUGCUGGGAGAGGUACGAACAUUCAGCGCAGCGGUUCCAGCCCAAGUCCAAGUCAGAGUCAAAGCUCGGUGCAGCAACUGCAACAGCGUUCCCAGUCUCAUCAAGACAAGGUCACUGAUCCAGACACCAAUCAAGAAAUUUACUUCUUCUAAAGUUGAUGCCUAUGCACCAUUCUUCAAGAUCCAGGAGCUCUUUUUGGGUCCAUCACCUCAGUGAUUGAAAAGACUUUUUUCUGCCCAUCCUCUCAUUGUCAAUGUGAUUCCCUAUAUCAAUUACAGUGACCUCUUGUUCAUCUGGACCUUAGGCCUCUGGAUACAGGCUGAAGCAAGUGACCUCUGUUCUCUGGUUCUAAAGGAAAAAUCUUUGCAGAAUUUAUUUUGCAAUAUGCAUGAAUGGUUUUGCUUCAUUUUUUACUUUUACCUGUCACCAUUAAAUAGUAGUGAAGGAAGUAAAUGGAGUGAGAAAGACAAAACGGGCCAAUCUAAAUACCAAAGGUUAUGUCUUAUGCAGACAUAGGAUAGGAGAGAGCAUGUAGAGAUGGCAAUAAAGUUUAAUUUUCUUGAAAAAAAAUACCAGAAUUUGGGAGAAGGCCCAUACCUCCCUAGAGCAUGCUUCGUUUACAAGAGAAGGAGGAGAGGGGUGAAGGUAUUCUUUUCUAUAUCUUGGGGUCCUCUUGCCAUCUCAAUCUUGCAUUCUGUUUACUUUCCUUAGUAUAGAAAUAUUUUCACCAGAGGUCCAGACCAACCAGAGGUCACUGUGUUGUGCCGUCCUCCGAGUCGACAAUUGUGUGAGAUCGCUUUAAGACAUGAAGUGUCCUCUAUCUAUUGAGUGCAUGCUGGCCUUUAAAUCCUGUGAUACUCUGUGAAGCUCAAUCCACGAUCACGUCUUUCCUCGUCCCCCGUCAGUUUUUGCCGCAUCUCUUCCGUCCGUGUCUUGCCUCCCUCCGAUCCUGCUGCCUUUAGAUAUUAACGAAUGAUCUUGUCAAAGAUUUUUUCAGCCCGAGACGAUCGAUACGAUGUGUCUUCCAUCGUCUUCCAAAAUGAGAGGAGUGACGACUCUUCUUGACCUUUUUAAGUGACCACUCGGGACAAACGGUGAGACGAAGCGUCCCGAACCCGCCGUAUCGAAGUGCCAGAGAGAGGGGGGACUGCAUGUCCAGUGAUUCCCCCCUUUCGUCAUCUGUACUUUUUAUCCCAUUCCUGACCCAAUCAUGCAUGAUUGUUUCGAUUAUCAUUAUUCUUAUUAUUGUGGGGUGUGGCUGUUCCUCCUUGAGAUUUUUAUUCUCGAUCAAAGUGAUGAAAAGGGUGAAUUCCAUA